Molecule: messenger RNA, 2250 nt
Organism: Astyanax mexicanus (Mexican tetra)
Lineage: Eukaryota; Metazoa; Chordata; Actinopteri; Characiformes; Acestrorhamphidae
Product: endoplasmic reticulum-Golgi intermediate compartment protein 2
Exons: 13
Coding region: 118-1185 (355 amino acids)
Biological process (GO): endoplasmic reticulum to Golgi vesicle-mediated transport; retrograde vesicle-mediated transport, Golgi to endoplasmic reticulum
Cellular component (GO): membrane; endoplasmic reticulum; COPII-coated ER to Golgi transport vesicle
Source: RefSeq, a predicted model, not a curated record
UCUUCCUGCUUGUGAAGCACUGUCUGUUCGUCAGGAAAAACCUGCUGUUUCACAAUGCAGCAGUGUGGAGACAAGGUGCCUGAUCUGUGGUGUUUUGAAGGGGGAUUUUUUUGAACAAUGAAGCGACUGAACCGUAAGAGCGCACUCAGUCUGGUGAAGGAGCUGGAUGCGUUCCCCAAAGUACCUGAGACAUAUGUUGAAACAUCAGCUCUUGGAGGAGCAGUGUCACUGACUGUUUUCAUGUCCAUGGCAAUUUUGUCCAUUUUGGAAUUCUUCGUAUAUCAAGACACAUGGAUGAAAUAUGAAUAUGAAGUUGACAAGGACUUUAACAGCAAGCUAAGAAUAAACAUUGACAUCACGAUUGCAAUGCAGUGCCAGAUGGUUGGAGCAGAUGUUCUGGACAGGGCAAAUACCAUGGUCUCUUUAAAAGAACUCAUAUAUGAGCCGGUUCAUUAUGAACUUAAUCCUCAGCAAAGGCUUUGGCAAAAGACACUACAGCAGUUCCAGGGCCAACUCACACGAGAACGCUCUCUUAAAGAUGUGCUUUUCAAAAACAUAAAAAAGGAACUUAAUUUAACCCCAAGGAUGAGGAAUGAUUCUCUGUCCAGACCGCCCAGUGCCUGUAGGAUAUAUGGAAACGUCUACGUGAACAAAGUAGAAGGAAACCUCCACUUCACGCUGGGCAAGGCCUUACAGCUACCCGAUGGACACACCCAUUUUGGAUUAUUAUUCUUAAAUAAUGAUUUUCAGAACUUCUCUCAUCGAAUAGACCAUCUUUCCUUUGGAGAAGUUGUACCAGGACGCAUCAAUCCUCUAGAUGCUACUGAGAAAAAUACGUUUAAAGGAAACCAGCAGUUUCAGUAUUUCAUCACUAUUGUUCCAACCAGACUGCAGACAUCUAAAUUAUCUCUGGAUGCACACCAGUAUUCGGUCACAGAGCAGGAGCGGGUGAUAAACCAUACAGCAAGCGAACACGGUGCUUCUGGAAUCUUUGUGAAGUACAAGCUGAACCCUCUGAUGGUGAGGGUGAGUGAGGAGCACAUGCCUCUAGGAAAUUUCCUGGUGCGUCUAUGUGGAAUUAUUGGUGGCAUCUUUUCCACUUCCGAUUUGCUCCACAGACUUGUAGGCUUUUGUGUUGACAUUGUAUAUUGUCGGUUUAAACUUAGCAGCAGUAACCAAAACUAGGUGAGUUUUAUUGGAGUUAUGACGGACAUUAUGAUCAUAACCAGGAUCUCUACUGUAAAUAUGCAGUACAUGUUAAUGCUGUAUAUAGUAUAACAGGAACAUUCAGUACACAAGAAGCUUUACAAUUAGAUUCAGCAGGGAUUCAGAUAAUUACAGGUGUGUGCAGAGUGUGGACCACUCCUACAGGUGUCUACCACCUUUCAGAAUUCAGUUCUAGACCUAAUGUAGCACAAUUAAAAUCUAUCAAAGCUAAUUUAGGCAUUCAGUAGUUUUUGAAUAAAAACUCACUUGUACAUUUUAAAUAAUCAUACUUUUUUCAUACUUUUGUUUAUCUCACUGCUUUUCUUGCAGACUACAAUUUUGAGUGCCUGUGUCUGCAUAAAUUAUGGAGUACAUGGAAUGUGUAGAUGUAAUAUAGUGAAUAAAAACUUAUUUGUAAACUUGUGUUUAGAAUUUAAUUUAAUUUAUUUUUUCAUUAAACAUUUAAGUAAGUUGCAAAUAAAUCUUAAACCAAAGAUUUGCUUGCAAAAAGUUAUUGUUAUAUAAAUGUGUCUCUACCUAAUGGAAUUUUAUUUGUCUUCAGUGUUAUGUGUUUAUGAUUAUUGAUUAAUGUUUAAUAAAUAUCAAUGUCCAACUAAUUAAUGACAAUCUUUCAAAAUAUGGGUGUAGCAAAAAUGAGACCAGUCACAGUCUUUUUCACCAAAAAUGAGUUGAUAAUUAGUCCUUAUUAAAAAAAAUGACAAUGUAAUGAUAAAUCAUGGAACUUUUACUGUUAGUGCUUAAAAAUGAAGGCAGAUACUUUUUAAUUUUUUACUCAAGUGAAGGUCAAGGAUCUAGGAUUUGUUUUCAUACUUGUACUGCGCUGAUAAUACUUGUAAAUUUUGCUUCUCUACUGUGAAUUUUUUAUUUAUUUUUGAUGUUGUUUUGACAUGUUCUGUUUGCCUUAUUGGGUUAAUUGAGCUGCAUUUAUGUCUUUUAUUUCUAAAUGAUUUGAUCAUAUUCUGUGGUGGUAUUGUUCAUUAAAAACAUUUAAACCAAACUCUAAUAAACAAUUCAAAUAUCAAA